Mollisia scopiformis is the source of this 989-nucleotide messenger RNA. RefSeq names its product kinase-like protein. Lineage: Eukaryota; Fungi; Ascomycota; Leotiomycetes; Helotiales; Mollisiaceae. The record is from RefSeq and is a predicted model, not a curated record. Bases 139 to 891 code for a protein of 250 amino acids. The transcript has 2 exons.
CAGCUGCCCCAAACAACCACAAUAUACACAGUUCCAACCUUAAACAGCUGUGUGAACAAAGUAACCAAAACGGGCUCUCACUGACUUGUUAUUACUUUAUUUCAACGGCACUAGAACUAUCCUAAGGACAACAUAGCGAUGACGGGCGAUACUUCAAUUUCAGAUACCUCUGAAGGUAUCACCUUAAUGUCGAGUUUCUCACGCAAGGUCAUCCGCUAUGGCGACAAGGUCGUGAAAUCCGGCCCUGGCAUACUCCCGUUAGAAGCAGAGACCAUGCGAUUCAUUGCUGCGAAUACCAGUAUCCCUGUUCCUCGAAUUUAUGAAGAGGAGACAGGACUUGUACCCAGUAUUACCAUGGACUAUAUCGAAGGAGAGACAUUGGAAGCCGUGUGGAAUGGGCUCCCCGAGGAGCAGAAGUUAGAUAUUGCGGAACAGCUGAAAGGAAUACUCUCCCAGUUACGCAGCUUGAAAGGACAGUAUAUUGGAUCAAUCAAUCGUGGGGAAGCAAAUGACGGGAGGAGAUUCGAUUACAAGGGCGGUCCAUUUGAUACCGAAGCCGAGUUUAACCAAUUCCUUGUGACCGACAAGAUAAAAGGUUGUCCUACGAUAUUUUAUGACAUAGCAUUCCGAUCCUUACGAACAGAUCAUGAGAUCGUCUUUACUCAUGCUGAUUUCACGCCCCGAAAUAUUAUUGUUAAGGACGGGCGAGUGGUUGCUCUCCUAGAUUGGGAAUAUUCGAGGUGGUAUCCAGAGUACUGGGAGUUUGUCAAGACUUUCAAAGGAGCAGAUCACAGGUGCAGUUGGUACAACUAUGUCGAGGCCAUAUUUCCAGUGUGCCACGAGACCGAGUACAUCAACGAUUGCUUCCUUAGAUCAAUCCUUCGUCACUAAAGUGCUGUUUUCAAAGGAUGACAAACGAUCUUGCAUUCAAUAACAAUCUUUCAUUGAUUCAUUCAUUCAACGACAAUCCUAUAAAAAAAAGCAUCCCG